Messenger RNA from Tetrahymena thermophila SB210, 3015 nucleotides. Its product is annotated as leishmanolysin family protein. Gene Ontology annotation, molecular function: metalloendopeptidase activity. Gene Ontology annotation, biological process: proteolysis; cell adhesion. The record is from RefSeq and is a predicted model, not a curated record. NCBI's taxonomy places the organism in Eukaryota, Ciliophora, Oligohymenophorea, Hymenostomatida, Tetrahymenidae. Gene Ontology annotation, cellular component: cytoplasm; membrane. The transcript has 4 exons.
GUUAAAUACUAAUACACAACAAACAAACAAAAUAUUAAAAUUUAUUCAAAUUAUAAUUUCUACUCAAAUUAAUUGGGAAAGUAAGAUAGAUAACCAAAACUAUAAAAAAUGAGCAGUUCAAAAAAAACAGCGAUUUUAAACCUUUUAAUCCUUACCUUCGUUUUAGUAGCUAAUAAUAGUGCUUUUGCCCAUUAAGAAUACUCAUGCUCGCACGAUAAUGAUGAUCUAAUUAAAGAAACACAAAGAAAGCUUCAUGAAUACUUUAAAUAGAAUCCUAUUAACUACACUGAAGAUGAAUAAGGUAGAAAUUUAGGAUCUUAAACUAUUUAACCUAUCAGAAUAACAACAGACUUUACUCGUUUAUCUGCACAAUCAAAUGGACCAGCUAUCACUACAGAUUAAAUAAACUAUUUAACUUCUGUAUCAAAAACUGUAGUUAAUUUUGUUUCUAAUUUCAUCAAAGUUUAACCAAACCCUACAAAUAAUAUUUUUAAUCCUUAAUAAACAAGUGAUAAUACUUGUAUCACUGUUGUUCCUUCAUAAAGUGAUUAGUCCACAGGUAUUCCUAAUUCAGAUCUCCAUUUAUAUUUCAUAUUCAACAGUGAUCCUACAGCUGGAUAUUUGGCAAAUGCUGGCUUUUGCAAUCUUUAACAAACCUCUACAUAUUUCAGACCAAAUUUUGGUAGAGUCUUAUUUAAUAUCGCUAAUAUGAAGAACUCUGGUACUAAUUUAGAGCAAUAUUAAAAUGAUGUUAUGGUUACAUUACAUGAAGUUAUCCAUGUCCUAGGUUUUUCUUACGGCGCAAUGGAAAACUGGUAUAAUAAAGCCACUAAAUAAUUAUUAGGGUAAACAGCAGCCAAUUAACUAAUAACUACUCAAACUCUGAGAGGAAUAUCAACUAAAUUAUUAGGAUCACCAAAUGUAUUAGCUACAGCCUAAAAAUACUUUGGAUGCCAAACCUUAUAAGGAAUGCAAUUAGAAAAUUAAGGUGGUUCAGGUUCUUUAAACUCACAUUGGGAGAGAACAAUUAUUAGAAGUGAAAUAAUGACUGCAUCUGCCCUUACAGAAGGUUUAAAUUUAACUUUUUUUACUGUUGCCCUUCUCAAAGAUACUGGAUAUUGGGAUGAUGUUAAUGAAAAUUUAACUGAUCCUAUCUACUGGGGAAGAGGAAAAGGCUGUGAUUUCUUCCAAAAUGCUUGCAAAAGUUCCACUCAAUAUGAAGAAUUUGUAGCAUCUGGUUAAUUGGCUUGCUCUUUUUGGGGUGAUGGCUAAGGAAUAGGUUCUAAUUCUGAUCCUUUUGAUGAUACUUGUAAUGUAGUUCAAAUUUAUAGUAAUUUCUUGUGCAGCGAUAUAGCUAAUUAAAGUUAUUAAAAUGAUCCUGCAUCAUUUAAUGCUGAUACUUCAAAUGAUUUUUCUUAUAAUUCUAAAUGUUUUGCUUCUACUGUAAUCAGUCCUACUCCUCAACAUACUUACGAAGACUAAAAUUUCAGAUGCCAUUUUAUGUAAUGUUCUCCUGAUAAAACAUAAAUUACAAUUACCUUCUCUCAAAUUCCCAGUACUUAAAUCGUUUGUGGAACCAGUGAUUAAUCUACUAAAAAGGAUGUAAUCUAUUAAGGUAAAAAUUUAGGCCAAGUAACUUGUCCAUCUAAUAUUGCAAGACUUUGUGACGACUAAUAGUGUGUUAACUUUUGUACUUAUAAUGGUAUUUGCAUUAGAGGCUAAUGCUUAUGUAAUCCUGGUUUUGGAGGUGUUGACUGUAGCAAAUAGUGUAAUGGCUAUUUUGAUUAGACAGGAAAUUGUGUGAGUUCAUGCCCAAGCAACACAUUUGCAAGCACUGAUAAUGUAUGUAGAACAACUUGCCCAAAUGGAACUUAUCAAGAUUCAGGUAGUGGUCUUUGCAAGUAAUGUGACUUCUCUUGUUCUCAAUGCACAGGUCCUAGUAAUUCAUAAUGCAAGGCUUGCUAAUUUUUAACAUAUUUGAGCAAUGGUUCGUGUGUUACAACUUGCCCAACUGGAUAAUAUGCUGAUGAAACAUCAAAGACAUGCAGUAAUUGUCCAGAUGGGUGCUCUAGUUGUACUAGUUAUACUAAUUGUACUGGUUGUAAAACUGGUUAUACUUCGAGUUCAGGAGCGUGUGUUGAUUCUUCAUGCACUGGUAAUUGCGCUACAUGCAGCAGCUCUAGUAAAUCUAGUUGCCUUUCUUGCACAUCAAAUCUUUAUCUUUAACCAGGAAAUACUUGUAACUCUACAUGCCCAUCAGGUUAUUAUUAAAAUUCAUAAAAUAUGACUUGUACUGCUUGUUCAACUGGAUGUAAAGCCUGUUCAGAUGGAAAAACUUGUACUUAAUGCGAUGCAUCUAGCGGUUAUAGGUAAUAAGGUAAUUCAUGUACUCUUUGUGCUUCAACUUGUGCAACUUGUUCUUCGUCGAAUCCCAAUUCUUGUUAAUCUUGUGAGAAUGGUUUAUAUUUAUUUAAUAAUUAGUGUGUAGUAACCUGCUAAAAAGGAUAUUUUAAUGGGCCUAAUUACACUUGCUCACCAUGUGUAACUGGAUGUGAUUAAUGUUCAAAUGGAAAUUCAUGUACUACUUGCAGCACUGGUUAUUAGCCCUUCACAUAUAAAAACCAACAGAUUUGUAUAAAUUCCUCCUCUUGCUUUUCUCCUUGUUCCACUUGUAGUGGUACUUUCUAGCCUACAACAUGUGCAACAUGCAAUCAAUCAUUCUAUUUACAAGGUACAAAUUGUGUAGCUUCAUGUAACUAAGGAUAUUAUGCCAACCAAUCUAAUUAAACAUGUGUUUAAUGUCCAGCAAAUUGUUCUGGAUGUUCUGAUGCCUCAACAUGCACAUCUUGUUCAAAUAACUAUUUCUUAUCCCAAAAAAGUUGUGUUUAAACAUGCCCUCAAGGAUAGACUGGUAAUAAUAGUUAAGUAUGCAUCUCAGCAACUAUUAAAACGUUUGCAGAAAGAAACUAUUUUGCAUUGAUGUUUUUGAUUUUAAUGAUAUUUUUAUCAUUUUGA